Messenger RNA from Annulohypoxylon maeteangense, 1475 nucleotides. Its product is annotated as activator of Hsp90 ATPase. The record is from RefSeq and is a predicted model, not a curated record. Gene Ontology annotation, molecular function: protein-folding chaperone binding; ATPase activator activity. The transcript has 4 exons. Bases 303 to 1286 code for a protein of 327 amino acids. Lineage: Eukaryota; Fungi; Ascomycota; Sordariomycetes; Xylariales; Hypoxylaceae. Gene Ontology annotation, cellular component: cytosol. Gene Ontology annotation, biological process: positive regulation of ATP-dependent activity; protein folding.
GUCCAUCUGUCACCAGUAAGUUUUCAUCUCCUUAUUUUUAUCGUUUCCUUCCUGUCAUAAGUUUUCUGAUGAUACACAAGCUGGCACCAGUCAUAGAGUGACUUGUACUCCCUUUCCUUGAUGACCACAUAGCUAUGGUCCUUGAGACUGAUAUCUGAUCAACUUUCGUUAUUCGCAUUGAAUCUUCUAUUCAUUAAUAACUACGCACAAGAGAAGACAGCAAUCGCUAAUAUAAUCGCACUUUUUGUAGCUUCCAAACCAAAUCCAGACUUCGUCCGAAUUAUCCUCUUUCGCAUCCCACCAUGGUUCUCCACAACCCUAACAACUGGCAUUGGGUCAGCAAGAAUGCCAGCGAAUGGGCUAAGCAGUGGUUCGAAGAGAAUCUUACCAAGGUCUCGGCCGAAGAUGGAGAGGUCACCGCCAAGAUCAAUAAGGUUGUCAGCAUGGACGGUGAUGUUGACGUAAGCCAACGGAAGGGCAAAGUGAUUACCAUUUAUGAUGUGAAACUCGUCUUAGAGUACUCUGGAUCCGCGCCUGGGGAAGAAAAUGUCUCGGGCACGAUUACCGUACCCGAAGUUGCCCACGACACCGAAGAAGAUGAAUUCGUCUUUGACAUAGACAUCUACUCAGAGUCUCAGGAGAAGCAACCCGUGAAGGACUUAGUUCGAUCUAAGCUGACGCCUCAGUUACGAAAGGAAUUUUCUAAACUUACCCCAGCUCUAAUUGCUGAACAUGGUAAAGAUAUCCAGCACGCCGCUGGUUCAAAUCCAUCGAGCGGAUUUACUACACCAAAGUACCAUACGCCAACUGGUGCCACCACGGCGAGUACCGAUGCCAGUGCUGCCACCCAAAGUAACCAAGGUAGUGUCGUCAACACAACAACAGUAACUGAUCAAGAAGAAUUCCGAACUACGGCCGCCGAACUAUACCAGACUUUCACUGACCCUCAACGGCUAGCGGCGUUCACUCGUGCCCCGCCAAAGAGAUUUGACGGUGCCAAGAAGGGCGGAAAGUUUGAGCUAUUUGGUGGCAACGUGUCGGGUGAAUAUGAAGAACUCGAGGAACCGACUAAGAUUGUCCAGAGUUGGCGAUUGAACCAGUGGCCAGCAGGUCAUCACUCGAAACAGGUAAUUGAAUUUGAUCAGAACGACGUUGACGGCGUAACUGUGAUGAGAGUUACCUGGAGCGGCGUUCCUGUAGGCCAAGAAGAGGUGACCAAGCGUAACUGGGAAGAAUACUACGUGAGGAGCAUCAAAACAACUUUCGGAUUCGGAACGAUCCUAUAACCGAAUGCAAUCUAGAUAGUCGACCACCGGCGUUUUCUGGUUUAGUGGCGUAAUUGGUAAGAAGUUCGAUCAGUCCUCACGGAUGGUUGUUAACCAUUUCAUCAAAACCAUAGUCGUAAGGUAGAGAGACAUAUUGCAUUGUCAAAAGACAAACUUAGAAAUAACGAAGACAAAUGAUUUGAAUGAUCG